Messenger RNA from Otolemur garnettii (small-eared galago), 3130 nucleotides. RefSeq names its product cysteine and serine rich nuclear protein 1 (gene CSRNP1). Gene Ontology annotation, biological process: regulation of transcription by RNA polymerase II. Bases 208 to 1971 code for a protein of 587 amino acids. The record is from RefSeq and is a predicted model, not a curated record. Lineage: Eukaryota; Metazoa; Chordata; Mammalia; Primates; Galagidae. Gene Ontology annotation, cellular component: nucleus. Gene Ontology annotation, molecular function: DNA-binding transcription factor activity, RNA polymerase II-specific; sequence-specific DNA binding. The transcript is spliced from 5 exons.
GGCCGGGCGCAGCCAGUCUCCCGCUGCCGCCGCCGCUGCCGGACGUGUAGAGCUAGGGGCUGCUUGACCGACGGCUGCCCAGCCGAGCGCACAGAGUCGCGGAACUGGGGCCAUCCCCGGCUGGGACCCGGGUUGCGUUGGUGCCCUUGGAGAGAGUCCGGAUCGCAGGCUGUCUGUUCCCAGACCCCAGAGCACCCCUGCACCACCAUGACUGGGCUAUUGAAGAGGAAGUUUGACCAGGUGGAUGAGGACGACUCCUCAUUCUGCUCCUUCUCCUCCUCCAGCUGCCACUCUCGCUCUUGCUCCCCAAGCUCUUCUGUCUCCCCUGCCUGGGACUCAGAUGAGGAUGGCCUCUGGGAUCAGACGCCCCUGCCUCGUGACUUCUCUGGCCCCCGAAGUUUCAUGCCCCCGUCCAUCCUGAAGCGGGCUCCCCGGCAGCGCCCAAGUCGUGUAGCUUUUGACGGCAUCACUGUCUUCUACUUCCCCCGGUGCCAGGGCUUCACCAGUGUGCCCAGCCGUGGUGGCUGUACUCUGGGCAUGGCCUCUCGCCACAGUGCCAGUCGCCACUUCUCCUUGGCUGAGUUUAGUCAGGAGCAAGCCCGGGUACGGCGCGAGAAGCUCCGCCAGCGCUUGAAGGAAGAGAAGCUGGAGAUGCUGCAGUGGAAGCUUUCAGCAGCUGGGGUACCCAAGACAGAGGCAGGCCAGCCUCUUGCAGUGGAUGCCAUUGAUGAUGCCGCUGUGGAAGAGGACUUGGCAGUGGCUGUGGCAGGUGGCCGGUUGGAGGAAGUUAACUUCCUACAGCCCCACCCAGCCCGGCGACGACGAGCUCUGCUGCGGGCUGCAGGUGUUCGAAGGAUUGAUCGGGAGGAGAAGCGAGAGCUGCAGGCAUUGCGCCAAUCCCGGGAAGAUUGUGGCUGUCACUGUGACAGGGUCUGUGACCCUGAGACCUGCAGCUGCAGCCUGGCAGGCAUCAAGUGCCAGAUGGACCAUACAGGAUUCCCAUGUGGCUGCUGCAGAGAGGGCUGUGAGAAUCCCAAGGGCCGUGUGGAAUUUAAUCAGGCACGAGUUCAGACCCAUUUCAUCCACACACUUACCCGCCUACAACUGGAGCAGGGGCCCAAGAGCCUUGGGGAGCUGGAGAGCCCCACCCAGGGCAGCCCACCCAGCCCUGCAGAGCAGGCUUUGGUUCCCACUUUCCCUCUGGCCAAACCUCCUGUGAGCAGUGAGCUGGGAGACAACAGCUGCAGCAGUGAUAUGACUGAUUCUUCUACAGCAUCUUCCUCAGCAUCUGGCGCUAGCGAGGUUCCGGACUGCCCCUCUCACCCAGGUCUGCCUAGCCCUGGCUUCCAGCCUGGUGUGGACGAUGACAGUCUGGCCCGGAUCCUGAGUUUCAGUGACUCUGACUUUGGUGGGGAGGAGGAGGAGAAGGAGGAAGCAGGUAUAGGGAACCUGGACAACUUCAGCUGCUUCCACCCAGCUGACAUCUUUGGUACUGGUGACCCUGGUGGUCUGGCCAGCUGGACCCACAGCUAUGCUGGCUCUAGCCUCGUGUCAGGCAUUCUGGAUGAAAAUGCCAACCUGGAUGCCAGCUGCUUUCUAAAUGGUGGCCUUGAAGGGUCAAAAGAAGGCAGCCUCCCUGGCACUUCAGUGCCACUCAAUGUGGAUGCCGGCCAGAGCAGCCCAGUGGACCUCAGCUUGUCUUCCUGUGACUCCUUUGAGUUGCUCCAGGCUCUGCCAGAUUAUAGUCUUGGGCCUCACUACACCUCCCAGAAGGUGACUGACAGCCUGGACAACCUCGAGUCACCUCACUUCCCUUUGCCUGGCCUCUCUUCACCUGGGGACAUUAGCACUUGCUUCCUGGAGACCCUCAUGGGCUUGUCCGAGCCAGCUGCUGAAGCCCUGGCUCCCUUUACUGACAGCCAGUUUGAGGAUACUGCCCCAGCAUCUCUGAUGGAGCCUAUGCUGGUGUGAGGACUAGAAUGCCUUUUUUCAAGACCCCUGUUGCUGCUUUUUUGUAAUUUUGGGGCUUCCCAAGGUCUGUAUGUAAUAGUCUCCUGUUGGCUGGCUCACCCAUGGGCGCCAUGUGCACACUCCUGGUUUUCAUGCAACACUCUUGAUUUAUUUAUUUAUUUUGUUUUUAACUGUUCUGUGUUAAAGAAAGGAUAGGUGGGGGGCUCCCCCUUUCAGCUGCCCAGCCUCCCCCGCCCUUCAAUGAUCUUCCACUCCACAACUCAUGCCAGGAAGAAGAGAAAAGUGUGGCUCCUUGGCAGACCACUUCUUGGUCAUUGCACGAUUGUUUCUUAGCCAAAGAUGGUGAGACAGGACUGAAAUCAGGUGGCUUCUCCUGAGCCUUAGACCCAUGGGUGGCUAAAUCCUCUGGACUGUGAAGACUAAUUUAUUUCCAUAAUUUAUUUGGAGACUGAGGUGGCUUUUGGCUCCUCUAUGGCUGUGGGUAGUAUCGGGGUGAGUGGGAUGGGCUCAGACCCUUGAGUCCCUUUUGCUUUGUAGAUCUACCCUUGCCCGGAUGGAGCUUUGGUGGAGACUAGGUCUGGAUUUGAGCCCUAUGAUCUACAGUGUCAACUACCUGGUUCCUGGAUGUCUGAGCAGGCUGGAGCUAAAGUGUGGGCAGAGGGAGAGGCUGGGCUAACCAGCUGUGACCAAAACUCCCUUCUGCCUCACUAGCCCCCUCUACUUCCUGCCUCUAUCCAUCUCCUCCCCAAGGGCUAUAGCCUUUAUUCCAGGCCCAUUUAUUUAGGGGGGGAAGGGGAAAAUCAGAGGUGCAGAGAGGAUGAAGGGCUUACCUUGGGGGCAUGAAGCAUGCCACAGACUACUUAUCUCAGGGCCUUCUGGGCACUGCACUCCAGCCUGGCCCACCUGCCCAAGCCCUGAGGCUAGUUGGUGAAGGGUGUCUCCUUAGGACUUAAUGUUUGCUGAUAAUGAAUUUUGCAUCAUAAUUUCUAUAUUGUCCCUAAGUGUGAGAACUAUAAUUUAUUCAUUUUUCCCUGUGUCUGUGCCAAGAAACCCAGGCUCUGGACCUGCUCCCUCGCCUAGGAGGCCUUGCCAGCCUGUGUGCUAUGGGAACACCUUGUACCUGAGCUUAUAGGUACCAAUAAAGAGGUUCUAUUUUUAA